This is a messenger RNA of Engraulis encrasicolus (European anchovy), 3939 nucleotides long. RefSeq names its product tenascin-N-like. Bases 1 to 3939 code for a protein of 1312 amino acids. Gene Ontology annotation, molecular function: protein binding. The record is from RefSeq and is a predicted model, not a curated record. NCBI's taxonomy places the organism in Eukaryota, Metazoa, Chordata, Actinopteri, Clupeiformes, Engraulidae. The transcript has 22 exons.
AUGUUGCCCACGCCAACUCCUGAGCAGGACUCCAAAGGAGACCAGGAGCAGAAUGACUAUGUGCUUGUAGAUCCUGAGUCAAAAGAACCAAACCAAGAGGACGAAAGCCAUACAUCUGAAGAGGAUAACAUGAAAAGAAAAUCCCCAGAAGGAGAGGAACCCUCUUCAAAACAUCCCCGUGAAUCCAAUAGUAACUCACAAGAGUCGUCGUCUGGAAAAGAUAUAGGCCUAUCCAAAAGAACUGGAGAUGGUGGAAUUGAUGAGGACAAUCAAGGGAAUCCAUCGUCUCAUGCAAGAGAGGGAAAUGAGAUUGAAUCCCGUGAGACAGAUCCUAUUCCCGGUGUUCCAAAACCUGGUCCAAUCCAGUUUACCGUGGUAUCGGCAGAUUCCAUUUCUUUAAUCUGGGGACAUCCUGAAGGGUUCACUGGAGACAAGAAAUUCCGAGUUACCUGCAGUAAUGGACAGUCUCAUGAAACUACUUCAAACUCUUUGGUCUGUUCUGCUCUGUCACCUGGACAGAGUUAUGAAUUUACAGUGGUCACCCUUGAUGAGAACAACAAGCAAAGUGAACAUGUGUCAGCUACGGCAUACACAGAGAUCCCUUUGCCAGCAGACCUGGACGUGAAAAUGAAUUACAGCAAGGCCAUAGAAGCAUCAUGGAGCAAGCCAAAGGGACUGGAUGAGCCCACAUAUGUGGUGUCAUUGGAUUACGACAGCAAGUGCUUACACACAGCCAAGACAACUGAAUUGAAAUAUUGCUUUCCUGGUGUGGUGUUGAACAUGAAGUAUAUCAUCAGGGUUGCGGUGGCACUGAAAAAUGGCCAGCAAGGCAAGGUCGUCACAAAAAAGAUUAUAACAGGCAUCCCUAUCCCUGAGAAUCUAGAGGUGGGAUCAGUGACUGCAACAUCUGCAAGUCUGAGUUGGAGCAUACCCAGUGAGAUGGAUGAGAUUCCACACAGUUUCCUGGUCUCCUACCACAGCAAAGGGGCGGAGCCUCAGACCAUCACCACAGAGUCAUGCAGUGUAGUGAUCACAGGCCUGACACCAGAUACUGAACACGCUGUGUCUAUCUUUAUUACACUUCAAGAUGGGGCACAAAGUCAACCAGCAGUUACUUCCAUCUCAACAGAGAUUUCUGUCCCCAAACAUGUGGUCAUUGAAAGCGACAUUACAUCGUUGUCUGUGAAGUGGAUGAAGCCAGAUGGACUGGAUGAGGUGUCAUACCAGUUAACCCUCAACAGGAAUGAGGAAUGUGAAACCUCCAUCUUCACAGACUCUCUGGAGCACUGCUUUAGAGGAUUAUUACCAGGAACCAAAUACAGUGUUGGUGUGUCCACUGCGUUAAAUGAUGGUCAGAGCAAGUAUGUUUUGAACACCACCUGUACAUCUAUUCCAGCCCCAGAGAAACUGGUACUUGACUCAUUGACUCCAACAUCAGCUCGUGUCAGGUGGUCUGUAUCCAGUGUGAUGGAUCAGACUCCACACAGUUUCCUGAUCUCAUACCACAGUGAAGGGGUUGAGCCAAAGGACAUCACCACAGAUGCAUGCAGCAAGGUUAUCACAGACCUGAAACCAGGCAUCCAGUACAAGGUCUCAGUCUCAAUUGUGUGUGAGGGUGCCGGAAAUAGUGAACCUGCUUCAACCUCCAUCAAUCUUGGCAUCCCUAUCCCUGAGAACCUAAAUGUGGGGUCUGUCACUGCAACAUCUGCCAGUCUGAGUUGGAGCAUGCCCAGUGAGAUGGAUGAGAUUCCACACAGUUUCCUGGUCUCCUACCACAGCAAAGGGGCUGAGCCCCAGACCAUCACCACAGAGUCCUGCAGUGUAGUCAUCACAGGCCUGACACCAGACACUGAACAUGCUGUGUCCAUCUUAACUUCACUUCAGGAUGGGCGAAAAGGACAACCAGCAGUUAUAUCAGUUGAAACAGGCAUCCCCAUCCCUGUGAAGCUGGAGGUGGGGUCACUGACUGCAACAUCUGCCAGUGUGAGUUGGAGCAUGCCCAGUGAGAUGGAUGGGAUUCCGCACAGUUUCCUGGUCUCCUACCACAGCAAAGGGGCUGAGCCCCAGACCAUCUCCACACGGUCAUGCAGUGCAGUCAUCACAGGCCUGACACCAGGCACUGAACAUCCUGUGUCCAUCUUUACUAUACUUCAGGAUGGGCGAAAAGGACAACCAGCAGUUAAGUCCAUCAUAACAGUUGUUCCAAGCCCAGAGAGUGUUGGAGUGGAAUCAGUGACCACAACAUCUGCUAUGAUAAAGUGGAGAUCGACAGAUGGACUGCUAGAUCUUGAGCCCUAUUUUCUACUCAGCAUACAAAGUGAACAUUUUAGAGUGUCAUGUGACUACCACCAUGUCCAAAAUCUGAAGCCAGGCUCUGACUAUACAGGCAAAAUAUGCACUGUUCUUAAUGGCCGGAAGAGUCAACCUGUUCCAGUUGAAAUCCAUACACUCGUGCCACAACCGGAGGACCCCAAGGUGGACUCUAGGACAGCAACAUCUGCCAAGAUAAAAUGGACGUCACCACAUGAACUCAUGAGCAUGAAGUAUUUCCAAAAGAUUCCACACAGUUUCAUAGUGAAAGUUGACGGCACUGUACUGAGUGACACAGAGUCGUCUAACAUGGAAAUCUCAAACCUGCAGCCAGGCACUUUAUACAACGCCAGCAUCUGUACUAACCUUAAUGGGCGGUAUAGUGAUCCUGUUCCCAUUAAGUUCCAUACAGCUGUCCCACGCCCAGAGAAGCCAACUGUGGUUUCAGUGACAACAACAUCAGCUAUGAUUAAAUGGCCUCCAGUACGUGAACUGGAUGGUAUACAUCAUUCUUACAAAGUCCAAAUAGAAGGCUGUCAAGAAAUGCCUUCAGUUGCAUGCAACAUAGACAUACCAAACCUGGAGCCAGCCACCACAUACACUGUUCGAGUCUGGAUUGUCCUGAAAGAUCAGCGGAGUGAAGCUGUGACUGUGAAAGUGACAACUGAAAUUCCAAGAAUUACAUUCACCACCCAAGUGAUUGGCAACACCCAGAACAACCAUUUUGAAUUGGAACGUUAUUUGGUCAGCCAAGGUUUCACAACAGCUGAAAAUCCCAAUGAUGCAGACUUCAUCCUUGCUUUCUGUGUGAUUGUCUCUCGUGUGGGAACAGACAUGGAAGCUGCACUCAAAGAAAUAGCAGACACUAAACCUACUCUUCUGGUGGUAAUGCACCACACCUUCGAUCCUGAUUACGUGAUACCGGACACCAGUAGAUUUGCGAAGGGCAGAAACAUCACAGUGGUCGACGUCUUGUUCCAUGAGGACAAAGGCAUACUGAAAUCCCAGAAGAAUCUAGAGGCGAAGCGUAAAAUGCUGGUGAUGGCACGGUCUGUUCCUCCUAGAAAGGUCGGUACUCAACACAGCAUGAGCAUGACGAGGCCUACUGCUCAUGGACACAGCACUUCAUAUCACUCAACUGGAGCUGAGGGUGGAACACAGGCAGUCUCUCGAAGUUCUAUGCAACAAUCAUCUACUCAGACCCAAAGUUCAAGCGCUGAAGUGUCAACGCGUUCAAUCGACACUUCUUCAAGUGGAAGAGGAAAGGUCACGUAUACCACUGUUUUGUCGGUGUCUUCUGUUAAGCUGGACAUUGAAAGAGCCUGCAAAAAAAUCCCAGACAGUAAAGCCGCCAUCUUGGUGGUGAUGCACCACACCUUUGAUCAUGAUCACGUGCCCCAGGAGGGCAGUGGGUAUCCCAAGAGGGACAACCUGCUGGUCGUGCACUGCUUGUUCCAUGAAGAUCAAGGCUUUCUGAAGUGUCAAAGGAAUUACGAAGCAAUUAAGAACAUCAUAGCAUGGCUCGAGUGCAAGUAUCCAAAUAGUGUGGCCCAUGAAACCUCAUCCAACAGGGCGGCAGACACAGUAUCCUGGGGAAUUGCAUCUAUAGGAAACUUCUUUUCAAAGUAG